GGUGCAGACGUCUUGCUCGCUUGCUCACUUGGUCGAGGGACUACCGCUCUCUCUCUCGCUCUCUCUCGCUCGGCUCCAGCCUCAGCCGGCUCGCUGUGACUGAGCCGGGGCGACGACUCUCGCUGGCUGGCUCGCCCACGGAGAGCACAAGCAGAUGGGGGGGUGUACUUCAUUUCCCAGAAUGCCACAGGUGUGACCGCCGCAGGUGACCCGCAGCGCCGACCUUCAGCCAGUCAGCAGCCAAUCAUCUUCCUCGGAGGCGCCAUGGCAACUGCAUCCGCUCGCAGCCUCGGCGGUCCCCAGCUGCUGCGCUGAGCACGGCGAGCAGGAGAAGGAGAAGAAGAAGAAGAAAAGGAUUCUGGGUGUUUUUUUAAUGGACUUGGUUUCGGAGCCACAGAGGAGCGUGGGAGUGUGUCUGACUUUGAAAAACAAGGAUUUUUCUUUUCGUGGAACCUGGGAUACAAAGGAGGCUUUCAAGUGACUCACACAGUGGAUGUAAGGCGACUUUUUUACCAGUUUUUCUAUCAGGAUGUGGACCAGCAGGAGGUGACAUGCGGCUCCUUCUGCCAUGUAGAGACCUGCACAAACCUCACAGAAACUUUUCCUCCCCACGCGGCCAUUUUUAACAAGCUGAGAGCUGCCGGAUAGAGAGACGGGCCUGUCUGUCCCGGAGAGGACGAGCUGAGCGAGGACGAAGAGGAGGAGGAGGAGGAAGAAAAAUUAUUUUAUUUUUCAUGUUCAGCGACGACAAAGCAAGCAAGCAUUUGUUUCCCUUCCGGCCGAACUCAACCCGGAGGACAUUUAUCUUCCCCUUCCCUGAUUCUGUCCCCGAUGUGGACAUGUCCUCUCUAGAGGGUUCUCUGCAGAAUCUCCAUAUCCAGUGUGAGGGAGAAGAAGCAGAAAGGAACUGACAGAUAUAAAAACAGAAAUAGAGAGGAGAAUCCGGAGCUCAGACUUUGUUUCCUGUUUUUUAAACCCGUCCCCCGUCCCCGGAGCGUCUGUCCCAGUGUCUCUCCUUGUGGAUCGUACAUCAUCAGAGGGGAUCUUUUGAUAUCGGCUCCUGGUGUCGUCAUCUUCAUUCUGUGGCGGUACAGGCAGCCAGCAGACCAUUCUCCAUGAGGAGCAGUGGAAGAUGCCGGCUCUGCCAGCACUGCUGCUGUCGAUUUACCUCGCCGUCCUGCUGCUGACCAUGGCACCGCUCUCCUUCAGCCAGGCCAACACGCUGUCUGCUGUCCGCAUGGCGGCCAUCUUGGACGACCAGUCGUCGUGUGGGCGUGGCGAGCGUCUGGCGCUGGCUCUGGCGAGGGAGAACAUCAACAGUCUGAUGGGAUCGUCUCAGGCCCGGGUGGAGGUGGACGUCUACGAGCUGCAGAAGGACUCCCAGUACGACACCACCGACACCAUGUGUCAGAUCCUGCCGAAGGGCGUGGUCUCUGUGAUUGGCCCCGCCUCCAGCCCCGCCUCCGGGUCCACCAUCAGCCACAUCUGUGGGGAGAAAGAGAUUCCUCACGUGAAGAUCGGUCCGGAGGAAACCCCGAAGCUGCCGUACCUCCGCUUCGCCUCGGUGACUCUCUACCCCAGUAACGAGGACCUGAGCCUGGCCAUCGGCUCCAUGCUGCGCUCCUUCGGCUUCCCCACCACCAGCCUCAUCUGCUCCAAGGCAGAGUGCCUGCUGCGGUUGGAGGAGCUGGUCCACCGGUUCCUCAUCUCCAGGGAGACGCUGUCGGUGCGGAUGCUGGACGACAGCCUGGACCCGACCCCGCUGCUGAAGGAGAUCCGGGACGACAAGGUGGCCACCAUCAUCAUCGACGCCAACGCCUCCAUCUCCUACCACAUCCUCAGGAAGGCCAACGAGCUGGGGAUGACUUCAGCCUUCUACAAGUACAUCCUCACCACCAUGGACUUCCCUCUGCUGCGGCUGGACGAUGUGGUGGACGACCAGUCCAACAUCCUGGGUUUCUCCAUGCUCAACAGCAGCCACCCGUUCUACCUGGAGUUCCUGCGCAGCCUCAACCUGUCCUGGAGGGAAGGCUGCGACAUCAGCCCAUACCCGGGGCCAGCGCUGUCGUCGGCGCUGAUGUUCGACGCCGUCCACGUGGUGGUGAGCGCCGUGCGGGAGCUGAACCGCAGUCAGGAGAUCGGCGUGAAGCCGCUCAGCUGCACGUCUCCGCUCAUCUGGCAGCAUGGGACCAGCCUCAUGAACUACCUGCGCAUGGUAGAGUAUGACGGUCUGACGGGUCACAUUGAGUUCAACAGCAAAGGCCAGAGGACCAACUACACCCUGAAGAUCCUGGAGAAACACCCUGGAGGCCACAAAGAGAUCGGCAUCUGGUACUCCAACAACACGUUGGCCAUGAACUCAACGUCCCUGGACCUGAACGCCUCGGAGACGCUGGCCAACAAGACGCUGAUCGUCACCACCAUCCUGGAAAACCCGUACGUGAUGCGUAAGUCCAACUACCAGGACUUCCAGGGCAACGACCAGUACGAGGGCUUCUGCGUGGACAUGCUGCGGGAGCUGGCCGACAUCCUCAAGUUCAACUUCAAGAUCAAGCUGGUGGACGACGGGCUCUACGGGGCCCCGGAGCCCAACGGCAGCUGGACCGGCAUGGUGGGAGAGCUCAUCAACCGGAAAGCAGACCUGGCGGUGGCCGGCUUCACCAUCACGUCGGAGAGAGAGAAGGUGAUCGAUUUCUCCAAACCCUUCAUGACUCUGGGGAUCAGCAUCCUGUACCGGGUUCAUCUGGGUCGUAAACCAGGUUAUUUCUCCUUCCUGGACCCGUUCUCUCCGGCUGUCUGGCUCUUCAUGCUGCUGGCCUACCUCGCCGUCAGCUGCGUCCUCUUCCUCGCCGCCAGGCUGAGCCCCUACGAGUGGUACAACCCUCACCCGUGCCUGCGGGAGCGGCGGGACAUCCUGGAGAACCAGUACACGCUGGGGAACAGCCUGUGGUUCCCAGUGGGAGGCUUCAUGCAGCAGGGCUCCGAGAUCAUGCCCCGGGCCCUGUCCACACGCUGCGUCAGCGGAGUCUGGUGGGCGUUCACCCUCAUCAUCAUCUCGUCCUACACAGCCAACCUGGCGGCGUUCCUGACCGUCCAGAGGAUGGAGGUUCCCAUCGAGUCUCCGGACGACUUGGCCGACCAAACCAACAUCCAGUACGGAACCAUCCACGGAGGCUCCACCAUGACCUUCUUCAUGAACUCGCGGUACCAGACGUACCAGCGGAUGUGGAACUACAUGUACUCCAAGCAGCCCAGCGUGUUCGUGAAGAGCACGGAGGAGGGCAUCGCCCGCGUCCUCAACUCCAAGUACGCCUUCCUGAUGGAGAGCACCAUGAACGAGUACUACCGCAGCCUCAACUGCAACCUGACGCAGAUCGGAGGGCUGCUGGACACCAAAGGAUAUGGCAUCGGCAUGCCGCUGGGCUCUCCGUACAGAGACGAGAUCACUCUGGGGAUCUUGCAGCUGCAGGAGAGCAACCGGCUGGAGAUCCUGAAGAGGAUCUGGUGGGAGGGAGGACAGUGUCCCAAAGAGGAGGACCACCGAGCCAAAGGGCUGGGCAUGGAGAACAUCGGGGGGAUCUUCGUGGUCCUGAUCUGCGGCCUCAUCAUCGCCGUCUUCGUGGCCAUCAUGGAGUUUGUUUGGUCGACGCGCCGCACCGCCGAGACGGACGAGGUGUCUGUUUGUCAGGAGAUGCUGACAGAGUUUCGUAACGCCGUCUCCUGUAAGAAGAGUUCCCGCUCUCGCCGCCGCCGGCCCCUGAGCAGUGCCGGGGGCGGAGUCCUGCGCCACCCGUCCCGCCUCGCCCUGGCCACGCCCCGCCCCAUCCGCCUGGUCCGCGAGAUGCGUCUCAGCAACGGCAAACUGUACAGCGGCACCGGCUCUCUGACGGGCGGGCUGGGGGGAGGGAUGGGAGGCGGCCCUGAUCUGGGCCCGGGGCCACAGAGGCUCCUGGAGGACCCGCUGGGCGCCAACACCAGCACGCCGCCGCCCCCUCCUCCCCCGGUGUCGGCGCUGGUGGCCCCGCCCGCCCCGCUGCGCAGCUUCCUGCAGGGCUGCAGCCACGUGCGGAUCUGCCAGGAGUGCCGGCGGAUCCAGAGCCUGAGACCCGCCACGCUCACGCCUCCUCCGCCUCCCCCGCCGUCCUCCUCCUCCUCCGCCUCCUCCUGCUCCCGGAUCCCUCCGGCGCCGGGGCACCACAUCCGCCACAACCCGCACCACCACCUCCACUACCACCACGGCUCCAUGUCGCUGCCCCGCCUCCCGCCGCCGCCGGCCCCGAUCCCAGCGGACAGAGCCGACAGCGACGGGGGCGGAGGAGGGGGAGGGGUGGCGCCGAGCCCGCGGCGCGCCAACACCAAACCGCCGCCGCCGCCCCGGCCGCUGCCUCCCCCCAAGACGCCGACACGCCCGCCGACAGACUUAUUGGCGGGACACAACUGAGCGACUGUGUGGACUGGACAGUCAUCUGAGGGGUCAAAGGUCACGGUUUUAACUCUCGGUGAACUUUUACCUUCUGGCCCCGACGACACAGCUGGAUCGGUCCAAUCUGCAGCGGGACGGGGGGGGGACGGGGGGGCGGGAGAAACCAUUUCGACCCGUUUGCAGGGUCGUCCACUGAAACAUAGCGCCCCCCGGUGGUGGGCGGGUUGAACCACUCCGACCCGUCUGCAGGUGGAUAAAUAAUAAAUCAAACAUUUUGGAUUAAACCAGCUGAGGUGUUUGGAGUCCGCAGAGGACCGACAGACGGACGGACAGGAAGUGGCGGCCAAACGGACGCCAU
Molecule: messenger RNA, 4781 nt
Organism: Centropristis striata (black sea bass)
Lineage: Eukaryota; Metazoa; Chordata; Actinopteri; Perciformes; Serranidae
Product: glutamate receptor ionotropic, kainate 5-like
Biological process (GO): monoatomic ion transport; modulation of chemical synaptic transmission; synaptic transmission, glutamatergic
Cellular component (GO): postsynaptic membrane; kainate selective glutamate receptor complex; plasma membrane
Molecular function (GO): kainate selective glutamate receptor activity; transmitter-gated monoatomic ion channel activity involved in regulation of postsynaptic membrane potential
Source: RefSeq, a predicted model, not a curated record